Molecule: messenger RNA, 1906 nt
Organism: Cuscuta campestris
Lineage: Eukaryota; Viridiplantae; Streptophyta; Magnoliopsida; Solanales; Convolvulaceae
Source: the annotation of a GenBank genome assembly
GUGUACAAAUGAGAUAUAUGUUUUGGUGUGAGUGUAGCAUGGUCCAUAUUACAAUCCUCGGGCCUAUUUAAAAGCAGCCUUAAAACACAAGGUCGGUGGGGUGUGCCUAUUUUAAGUUUAAACAAGCAUGAACCCCGUCCCUUCAAUCCCAAACCUCAAAGCUGCAAAUUCAAAUGCAAAUCACCCAGCGGCGCUGCCGCCGCCGGAGAAGGACGCCACGCGCGAAUCCGCUGAUCUCAUCGUUCCCAGGAGUCCGACAGACAGGAAAGCAAAGUCUUGUAGUGGAAGGAGGGUGUAUUUUGCAAUGUUGAAUACUAGACCUUAUGAAGAUAUGCCGGAAAAGGAGCUUGCAGCAAUUCUAGACUUGUAUGCAUUCUCUGGCAAUGGCGUAAUGGAUUUGAGUGCGCUACCAGCAGCACAGGAGAAGGGGAAUACAUUGAAAGUCUUUAAAUUCAACAAAGCAAUGGCUGCAAAACCAGUGGCGUCUUACCAUCACUGCCAGGAGCGCGCUUUCAUGGUUUGUUCUGGCUCCGAAUUCUAUUGUUUUGGUGGCUAUGUGGAGAUACCUGACCAUGUAAAGAAAGGCCUCCCUAGCUGCAUUCCUGAUUUUGGUGUAUGCUGGAAGCCUUCUCUGAGUGGUGAUGAAUGUGGGGACAGUCAGUUUAGUUCCAUACCCAGCAACAUGUGUGCUGAACGUGCUAGAUGCGGUGCUGUAGUGACCCUUAAAGGGACAGUAUUUGUAGUAGGUGGACAAGUGAACCCAAACUAUUUUGCGUCCCACCCGUUUGUUGAGUACUACAGCGUGGAUGAGAACAGGUGGAUUGGUGUGAGUAGCAACCCAGUUGAGAUUGAUGGAGGAAAAUGGGUAAAAGAACCUUAUUUGACGAAAUACGUUGUCUGUGGAGCCAUUGAGGAGAAAGAUACCAUCAUCAUUGGUCUGAUGAAGUUGGGUAGAUUUAUAGCAUUGCGUGUUACAUUUGAUGAUGAUGAUGAUUCUUGUAGGGUUAUUUGUUGCGAUGAUGGGAGGAGGAAGAGAAGAAAGACAAGUAAGAAAGCCGUGCGGGGCUUAGAAUGGGUUGGAUUAGAAGAGGCUACUGGUUUUGUUAUGACUAGUAAAGUUAUGAAAACUAUCCUUCAAAAAUGUUACUGCUUUAGCCCAAGAGCUACUGGAGUAGUUUGUGAGGGAAGGAUGUUUUGGGUGGAUAGUUAUAUUGGCACCAAACUGGUGAUGUGGGAUAUGGUAAAGGGCAAGUGUUGUGUGAUUGACAUGGCUGAGGCUGGGUUGCUUCCUUCAUCAGAUAACGAUAGGUAUGACCCUAGGCUGUGUUCUUUGGAGGGUGGGAACAAGUUGGGACUUUUUUGGAUGGACAAUCUCGUGUAUAUGAUGGCAGAAGAUGUUGUUGGCGAUACGUUGGAACAAGUCAAACAUGUGCGUAAGCUUAAUCGAUCAGAACGUCAUUACGGGACCCGCUUGACUUGUUUUACGGUUGGGGGAUAUGAAGGAGUUGAUGAUGAAGAUGAUGAUGGAGUGUUGAAGAAGCAUCCUGAGAUACAGAUUCAUUAUCAAAGAGAGUGCAUCUGUCCUGUGGGUUCUUAUCUCGGCAUUGCCUUUGAAGUGGAAGCAUGAUACACGAAUAUGAAUAUAAAUAUCCUCUUGUUUUUUUUUUAAGAUUUUAUGUAUAUCAAACUGCAAUCCCUCGUAGGAUGCCAACAUGUGGUGUUGGUUAUGUGGCUUAUUUUGACUUCUAAUAUGUGGCUCUUUUUGACUUCUAAUAUUUUUCGUUGUUGAGAGUUAGCUUGCGAGUAUGUGUUAAAUGCCAUAUUAUAUAAAAUAGUAUUAUAAAUUGUUUGAAAUUUAUUUUUGGGUUUAGUCAAAUUAUUCUGUUAUUAAAUUUUUCCCUAUUUU